AUGGUGCUGAUCGGGAACAUCUACGUGAUCGCCUCCGUCGCCGUCGUCGGCGGCGGCUUGUUCGGCUUCGACAUUGCGUCGAUGUCGGCGCAGCUGACGGAGAACUCCUAUCUGUGCUAUUUCAACGAGGGUCCUCAUGGCCCGCCCUUCGACAACAACCCCAACUGUAGCGGACUUUCUUCUCUGAAACAAGGUGGUGUGACUGCCUCAAUGGCUGCCGGCUCCUGGCUGGGCGCCUUGAUCUCCGGCUUUAUCUCGGAUCGUCUUGGUCGAAAGUACGCGAUCAUGUUGGGUUGUGUUAUCUGGAUGGUCGGAUCCAUCUUGAUUUGCGCUGCUCAGAACGUCCCUAUGCUCAUCGUCGGUCGUAUCAUCAACGGUAUUGCGGUGGGUAUCGAAUCUGCGCAAGUCCCCGUCUAUAUCUCGGAGCUUUCGCCACCGUCCAAGCGUGGUCGGUUCGUGGGCCUACAGCAGUGGGCCAUCACUUGGGGUAUCCUCAUCAUGUACUAUAUCUCGUACGGCUGCUCUUUCAUUGGAGGUAACAAGUCCGACAACUGGAGUGCUGCGGCCUGGCGAGUUCCUUGGGGGCUGCAAAUGAUCCCUGCUGUCCUCCUGUUCUUCGCUAUGAUGUUCCUACCCGAAUCGCCUCGUUGGCUGGCUCGCAUGGAUCGCUGGGAGGAGGCUCACGACGUGUUGGCUUUGGUGCACGCCAAGGGCGACCGCAACCACCCUUUCGUGGCCAUCGAAUUGCAAGAUAUUCGGGACAUGUGUGAGCUCGAACGGUCGUUCAAGAGCGUCACCUAUCUGGACCUGUUUGCCCCGCGGAUGCUCAACCGUACACUCAUCGGUCUCUUCACCCAGAUCUGGUCUCAACUGACCGGCAUGAACGUUAUGAUGUACUACAUUAACUACGUAUUUGCCAUGGCCGGCUAUUCCGGUAACGCGAACCUGCUCGCCUCGUCGAUCCAAUACAUCAUCAACGUGGUGAUGACGCUUCCGGCGCUGAUCUGGCAGGAUCGCUGGGGACGUCGACCUACGAUGCUCGUGGGUGCGUUCUUCAUGUGCGCCUUCAUGUUUGCCAACGCCGGCAUCCUGGGCAGCAACGCCACUAUCAUCCCCUUGGGCCAGCGCAAGACAGCGGAGGAGUCGAUGAGCGUCACCGGAUCGGCCGCCAAGGGUCUAAUCGCGUGCACCUAUCUGUUCGUCGCCUCUUAUGCGCCCACAUGGGGCCCCGUCUCGUGGACCUACCCACCGGAGCUCUUCCCCUUGCGUCUGCGCAGUAAGGGUGUGUCCUUGGCCACCUCGGGCAAUUGGGCGUUUAACAUGGCGCUCGGUCUCUUCACUCCGUCGGCCUUUUCCAACAUCACCUGGCAAACCUAUAUCCUGUUUGGUGUGUUCAAUGCGGCCAUGUUUAUUCACGUCUUCUUCAUGUUUCCGGAGACCGCCGGAAAGACCCUGGAGGAGACCGAGGCCAUGUUCGAGGACCCUAACGGUUCCAAGUUCUUCGGCACUCCGGCCUGGAAGACUCGCGUGCAGACCAUGCAAACCGUUGCCAUGGAGCACGGCGACGUCGAAACUUCCAAGACGCAGGCGGUGACUGCGGAGGAGAGGACCACGGCCACUCACCUAUGA
This is a messenger RNA of Penicillium cinerascens, 1629 nucleotides long. RefSeq names its product sugar porter family MFS transporter. Gene Ontology annotation, molecular function: carbohydrate:proton symporter activity. The transcript has 4 exons. Gene Ontology annotation, cellular component: membrane. The record is from RefSeq and is a predicted model, not a curated record. Gene Ontology annotation, biological process: transmembrane transport; carbohydrate transport. NCBI's taxonomy places the organism in Eukaryota, Fungi, Ascomycota, Eurotiomycetes, Eurotiales, Aspergillaceae. Bases 1 to 1629 code for a protein of 542 amino acids.